GGGGAAAGUGCGCACUCUAGCGUGCCGCCCCUCCCGGAGCAUCCCGCGCCCUCGGGGCAGAGCCUGGUGGCCAAGCCGGACUGCAAACGACCGUCAUGGCUGCUUGGAGACAGCCCCAGGUUGAGGAACUGCUGACCGAGGCCCGGCGAGCCUUCCGGGAAGAGUUCGGGGCCGAGCCCGAGCUGGCAGUGUCGGCCCCUGGCCGGGUCAACCUCAUCGGGGAGCACACGGACUACAACCAGGGCCUGGUGCUGCCCAUGGCACUGGAGCUGGUGACGGUGCUGGUGGGCAGUCCCCGAGCAGAUGGGCUUGUCUCUCUUCUCACCACCUCUGAGGAUGCUGAUGAGCCCCAGCGGUUGCAGUUUCCACUGCCCACUGCCCAGCGCUCCCUGGAACCUGGGACCCCCCGAUGGGCCAACUAUGUGAAGGGAGUCAUUCAGCACUACCCAGGCAGCCGUCUUACCAUGACCCAUUCUUCCUCUGCAGCUGCCCCCCUCCCUGGCUUCAGUGCUGUGGUGGUCAGCUCAGUGCCCCUAGGGGGUGGGCUGUCCAGCUCAGCAUCUCUGGAAGUGGCCAUGUACACGUUCCUCCAGCAGCUCUGCCCAGACUCAGGGGUGAUAGCUGCCCGGGCCCAGGUGUGUCAGUUGGCUGAGCACAGCUUUGCAGGAGUUCCCUGUGGCAUCAUGGACCAGCUCAUCGCCCUCCUGGGGCAGAAAGGCCAUGCACUGCUGAUUGACUGCAGAUCCCUGGAGACAAACCUGGUUCCACUGUCAGAACCCAGGGUGGCUGUGCUCAUUACCAACUCCAAUGUCCGCCACUCCCUGGGCUCCAGUGAGUAUCCCCUGCGGCGGCGCCAGUGUGAAGAAGUGGCCCAGGCAUUGGGCAAGGAGAGCCUUCGUGAUGUGCAGAUGGAGGAGCUGGAGGCUGGCAAAGAGCUGGUGAGCAAGGAGGGCUUCCGGCGGGCACGGCACGUCGUGGGUGAGAUCCGGCGUACGGCCCAGGCAGCAGUUGCCCUGAGCCGCGGGGACUACAGAGCCUUCGGCCGCCUAAUGGUGGAGAGUCACCACUCGCUCAGGGAUGACUACGAAGUGAGCUGCCCUGAGCUGGACCAGCUGGUAGAGGCCGCACUCUCUGUGCCUGGGGUUUAUGGAAGCCGCAUGACAGGUGGUGGCUUUGGUGGCUGCACAGUGACACUGCUGGAGGCCUCCUCUGCUCCCCGUGCCAUGCAGUACAUACAGGAACAGUACAAGGGCACCGCCACCUUCUACCUCUCUCAAGCGGCUGAUGGCGCCAAGGUGCUGCACCUGUGAGGAGGAGCCCCAGCAUGUCAGGCAGUGGGCACAGGGCCUGUCCAAUCACUCGCUUCUGCGCCUGGCACCUACCUAACACAUCUAGGUGCUCAAUAAACCUGUGCCUCUGA
Molecule: messenger RNA, 1420 nt
Organism: Nycticebus coucang (slow loris)
Lineage: Eukaryota; Metazoa; Chordata; Mammalia; Primates; Lorisidae
Gene: GALK1
Product: galactokinase 1
Exons: 8
Coding region: 96-1310 (404 amino acids)
Biological process (GO): galactose metabolic process; carbohydrate phosphorylation
Cellular component (GO): cytosol; cytoplasm
Molecular function (GO): ATP binding; galactokinase activity
Source: RefSeq, a predicted model, not a curated record